Mauremys reevesii (Reeves's turtle) is the source of this 2728-nucleotide messenger RNA. RefSeq names its product NHP2 ribonucleoprotein (gene NHP2). Bases 65 to 511 code for a protein of 148 amino acids. Gene Ontology annotation, molecular function: box H/ACA snoRNA binding. The transcript is spliced from 4 exons. Gene Ontology annotation, biological process: rRNA pseudouridine synthesis; snRNA pseudouridine synthesis. NCBI's taxonomy places the organism in Eukaryota, Metazoa, Chordata, Testudines, Geoemydidae. The record is from RefSeq and is a predicted model, not a curated record. Gene Ontology annotation, cellular component: nucleolus; box H/ACA snoRNP complex.
AGUCGGGCGGAGCCUGUAGCCAGGUCCUUCCCAGGGCGCUCUGCGGGCCACGUGUCUGUCCAUCAUGGCUCGGGAGAAGCAGCCGGAGCCGGGGCCCGAAGUGGCGCCGGAGCGAUCGUACCAGGAGCUGCUGGGGAACCUGAACCCGAUCGCGCGGCCGCUGGCCUCCCGCAAGCUCACCCGCAAGCUCUACAAGUGCAUCAAGAAAGCGGCGAAACAAAAGCAGAUCCGGCGGGGAGUGAAGGAAGUUCAGAAAUUCAUCAACAAGGGCGAGAAAGGGAUCAUUGUCCUUGCUGGAGACACGCUGCCUAUUGAAGUUUAUUGCCACAUCCCCGUCAUGUGUGAAGACAGGUCCCUCCCCUAUGCUUACAUCCCCUCCAAGUCGGAUCUGGGAGCAGCUGGAGGCUCAAAGCGCCCAACCUGUGUGAUAAUGAUCAAGCCACAUGAGGAGUACCAGGAGGCAUAUGAGGAGUGUUUGGAGGAGGUUGGGUCCCUUCCUGUCCCCCUGUGAAGGACCUGGGGAGUGCCUGCGCUGGAGCUUCUGGCUGGCUGGGCCUGCACUGCCCCAGCAACAUUCGCUGGCCUCUGAGGACUUUACAAAAUGAAACAUGAGCUGGUCCUGCAGCGACUUGCUGGGUGCUCAGUGUGGCGGGGAGGGGGCUGCAUGGACCCUGGGUUUUUUUACCUUUAACCAAAAAAAAUUGUUCUGAAAUAAUUGAGUAGCAGCUGCUGAGGGUGGGGGCAGAUGGUGCCUAACCUCCCCCUGGAAGGGAGGGGGAGAGCAGGCUUCCUGGCCAGGCUAGCAUUCCUGUAGGGGAUGAGCCCAAGCCAUGAGCAGCAAGUCAGACCUGUUCUGUGGUGGAUGAAAUAAAUGUAUUUGUAGAGCUGUUUGCUGGGGUUGUUAGUAAAGUCGCUGUUGGAGGCACCCUGGCUUUAAGGCUACAUUCGGAGCAUGAGGCUGAUGUGCCAUCACCAGCAGGGCUGGGCCUGAAGGCUGGAUAAUGGAAAGUGGGGGAGGAACAGGGAUGACUGUGUAGAAAUGACAGUGGCAGCCCAGAAACCACCUGCUUUCUGGCCCACCAGCAUUUGCCCUGGAAUAAAGAGAGGCCCUGGCACUAGGUGCAGAAGGGAGUGGUGUCCCUUUCAGUCAAGCCCAGACCCAGCUAGGUGGGAACCACUGUGCUUGGGCCUUGGCCCUCUGGUAGGAACCUGGGCUAAAUGAACGAGACAACAGUGAAUUUGGCUAAAUGAACACAGGGCAGGACCCAGGCCACCUAUUGCAACAUGCACCCCCCAACCAUGGCGCAUGGCUGACUGAUGGCCUCUCUCAGCAUCAAAAAUACCAGCCCCCUGUGUGCUUCCUUGUGGGAGCUCCUCUCUCCAGCCCUUGGUUCUGCCCAGCCUGCUGAGGGGGUGGGGAGGUAUUGAGGACUCAUACACAUUUCUUCUCCCCUCUCCUGGUGGGGAGAUGGCUCCAGCAUGUGGGAUGUCUGACAGGCAAUGAGGCUGGAGUCUCAGAGCUGCAGUCAGCCAUGCAUGAGGUGAUUGUGCAGCAUUGGCGCAUGCGUUGAUUCUAGCCUAGUUGGUGCAAAAAAACCCUCCACCCUUUCCUGCCCCCACCCCGGUGUGCCCCACUGCUGUGCUGGCCGGGGCUGUGGGCAGCCUGGAAUGACGACUAGUCACGACCCACCCCAGCCUCUCAUUCAGCUGGGCCUAGCAGCCGAUUUCCUCACUGAGGGCUGCUGAGCCCAGGGGUGAGGUACUGACCAGCUACCGGGCACCUCGUACCCUGGAGCAGCAGGGAGCUGCUCCGUGUGCCUGGAAGCGCUUCACACACCACUCUGAGCCGGAUCUGAAAGCCACUAGGGCAAAUAACAAGGAUGAGCAACCACCUGCUCUGCUCUUAGCAGCAGGUACUGGCAGCUCUCCUGGCUGUACAGGCUGGACUCCAGCUAUCACUGCCAGAUAUGGGUGAGGGGAGACAGGGCUGCAGAGCUACUGCUGCGUCCACACCAGGCUCACCGCCCAGUCUCUGGGGCCAGGCCAGCCUUGCCCCCAGAAUAGCCACAGCACCCUGAGCUCUAGACUAAAUCUGCCAGGUGUAGCCAUCAUGCCCUACUUCUGUACCGUCUGCAGCCUUGGAGCCUGCCUCUGGAGCCCAAGCCAGGGCACAUGCAGGCUGCAGCUUCCCAGGGCUGUAGAACGUUUCUGUACAGAGCUCAGUGCAGCUGCAGCACUCAGGCGAACUUAACCCUUGGUCUAGAUGCAGCUAGGUCACCAGAAGAAUUGUUCCAUUAACCUAAUUCCUGCUGCUCAGGGAGGUAAAUUAGGCAACAGAAAAACCCUGCCCUUGCUGUAGGACGUGCCUACGUUAUGGUACCACUGCGGCACAGCCCUUUACCUUGAUACCGUCUGCUCAUCAGCAGGGCAGCCCCCGUGAGCUGGGAGAGGUAGUGGCAGCUGCAGCGCUAAACAGCCAUGGAAAUGCUGUGCCUGGAGGCGAAGCAAACGAUUGCUCUGCGCUCAGCGGUGGCAGGCCCAGAAGCCCCGGCUGUACACACUGCAUCCCAUGCAGAUCGUGGGGCAGGCAGGAAAGGGGUGCAUAAAUAAUGAAAAUGUUUGAGGCUCAGUGUGUCCCUAGGAAACGAGCUGUUCAGGCUAAGAACAUAGCGACGGGGAAACAGGAAUUUGUCACAGGACUGUAAUUUGAAGUUAGUCCUGUGAAUAA